AUGACGGCAGGUGCCCACCCCCAAUAUCAUUUUCUGAUGGCCCCUAUGCCGUACUAUCCAUAUCCGCGUGUCACCGCAACUCAGUAUCAGCAACCACCAUGUCAGUAUCAACCACAUAAAGGUAAUCAACAAUCAGCUCCUGCUCAGAGAAAUCAGAACCAGCAGUACAACCGUGACAACAAAGGACAAGGUCGAGGUCAGAAUAAUAGGAACAAUUUUGGUAACCAUCCCCAGAUUGACAAGAUUCCGAUACCGUAUGUAGAACUGGUGCCAUAUUUGAUCCACUUAGGGGCUAUUGUACCAAGGGAACUCCCAGCAGCCUCUCUUCCCUUUCAUCACAAUCAUAAUCCUAAUGCCUCAUGCGCCUUUCAUGCAGGGUAUAUAGGACACUCCAUAGAGGACUACUGGGCUCUCAAGAAGAGGAUUCAAGAGUUAAUUGAUCAAGAAAUAUUGUCCUUCUCCGAGGAAAACCCCAAUGUGAAGACGAAUCCCCUGCCAAAUCAUGGUGGUUCAGCAGUCAACGUUGUAGUCGAAGAGGAAACAACUGAAUCCAUACUGAAAGUCGACGAUGUAAAAACUCUGAUGUCAUUUGUGUUGAAGAGACUUGAGCAGUUCGGGUUUCUAGCAGGUAUACAUGACGAUUGCGCAGUAUGCGAGUAUGAUCCAGACAAUUGCGACGAGUUAAGGGGUUGUAUACAAGAGUUGAUGGAUCAAGGUUUGAUACAGUUCUCCAAGUCCAACGCAGUAGAGGAAGUUGCGAACACCAAGGCAAUACCUUGGAAUUAUGUGACAACCGCGUAUUUGGGUAGAAAAGAAUUUCGUAUUCCUAACACUGAAAUCGUCAACAUCGCUGGAGCAGGAGGCAUGACUAGAAGUGGCCGUGUAUUCUCUCCAAAAUACACUCCCAGGGUGUCUCCAUCACCCACAAUUACCCCGCCUAAAGAGAAGGUCAUUUGUACUCCGACUCCGCAGGCAGGGGCAACUGUACCUGCCACUCCGAUCAUGACAACUGUUCCAGUGCCGACGAAUGUUAUUGACAACAAAGUUGCAGAAUCAGAAGUGUCUAAAGCUAAAGGGCUGAUGGUUGAGAAUGAGCAAGUUGAAGAUCAUAAGAAGAGCAUCACUUUUGAGGAAAGCCAAGAAUUCCUCAAAUUGAUCAAGAAGAGUAACUUCAAAAUCGUCGACCAAUUAAACCAGACUCCCUCCAAAAUAUCCAUUUUGUCUUUGCUGUUGAGUUUUGAGGCUCACCACAAAGAGUUGCUGAAGGUUUGGAAUCUCACUCAUGUGAUGCAAGAUAUCACAGUUGAUUAG
This is a messenger RNA of Lathyrus oleraceus (garden pea), 1311 nucleotides long. RefSeq lists its product as uncharacterized. The record is from RefSeq and is a predicted model, not a curated record. NCBI's taxonomy places the organism in Eukaryota, Viridiplantae, Streptophyta, Magnoliopsida, Fabales, Fabaceae. The coding region runs from base 1 to 1311 and encodes 436 amino acids. The transcript has 2 exons.